GCUUAGCCCGUCUAUUUCCUCGCUUUUGCGGCGGUUCACCGAAAGGGCUUCAUCUGUUGGAGUUCUAAUGCGUGUGAGGGACUCUUCUGUGAUCAUUAAACGAAAAUAUUUGGUAACAUGCAUUGACACAACAAGAAAACUUGUCUCAUAUCCUAUACCAACAUGGAAACCACAAACAAACACGUCGUUUUCGACGUCGUAGGAACAUGCGUCUCCUACGACGCCUUCUUCUCAGCAAUCGACUCGCGUCUCGGCCCUAAGCUUCGAACUUAUAACAUCAACCCCCGUCUAUUCGGCUACGCGUGGAUGGAAGCCGGCGAAAAGGAAUACACCUACCUGAGUCUCUCAACUCACUAUGUCAAGUUCUUCGACGUAUUCCGUUCCAUCUUCUACCGGACACUCUGGCAGGCUGGGAUCCUGAACCCACGGGAAUUUGCCACUGACGAGGACCGCGAAUAUCUACUUACAUCGUAUCGCGGAUUGAAAAUCCGUCCGGGGCUAUCUGAGUGUUUUGAGAAGCUAAGGAAUGCUGGGUUCACUGUUUGGGCUCUGACGUCGGGCGAUACAUCCCGGGUGGCUGGGUAUCUUGCUGAGGGUGGAGUGAAGUUCCCAGAGGGGAACUUUGUGUCGUGUGAUACUAUCGGUGUGGGUAAGCCGGCGCCAGAGUCGUAUCGAUAUUUGUUGGAGAAGUUUAAGGGGGAAGGGUCGGUAGCUUGGUUUGCGGCGGCGCAUAUGUGGGAUGCGGCUGCGGCGAAGCGGUGUGGGUUCAAAGGGGCGUGGGUGUCUUUGUGGGAGAAGGAAAAGUGUUCGGACAUUUUCGGAGAGAUGGACGUGGAGGCGGAUAGUUUGCCCAUGUUAGCGGAGGGGAUUAUCACAGCUACUGCUGCGAUGCAAAGUAAUUGAAAGAUAUUUAUUUAUCUUUUGAACUUCAUUUAUAAUUGAUUUGGAAGAAGGAAAUAUUCACAUUUGCUGUUCGAUCUCACAAAGCCAUAAAACUUGCCGCUAUAGACUAGACCGCAUCUUGCCAU
Messenger RNA from Aspergillus piperis CBS 112811, 1028 nucleotides. Its product is annotated as 2-haloalkanoic acid dehalogenase. The transcript has 3 exons. Lineage: Eukaryota; Fungi; Ascomycota; Eurotiomycetes; Eurotiales; Aspergillaceae. The coding region runs from base 163 to 903 and encodes 246 amino acids. The record is from RefSeq and is a predicted model, not a curated record.